This is a messenger RNA of Suillus fuscotomentosus, 316 nucleotides long. RefSeq lists its product as uncharacterized. The record is from RefSeq and is a predicted model, not a curated record. Lineage: Eukaryota; Fungi; Basidiomycota; Agaricomycetes; Boletales; Suillaceae. The coding region runs from base 9 to 263 and encodes 84 amino acids. The transcript has a single exon.
CUGCACCGAUGCGCAAGCUAACUACAACCAAACUGUACAUCAAACAGCGCAAAUUAAAAGUCCUACUCACCUUCUCCUGGCAGGUCGUCACACCAUGUUUUGCAGUCUGGAUUGCGAUAAAGCACUUCCGCGAACUGCGACAACAUUUGGCAGGAGGGAUUAUAAGGGACUGUUUCAUGGUGUUGAUGGAACUCACGUGGUUUACUUUGCGAGGUAUUUGGAAAGUGCGUGCGGGAGUACUCUGGGUCGUAGUGGUACUCUAAGAGAUUUGAGGGUAUCGAAGAAGGGAGUGCCCCAUGGUCUUUGAAGUGAUAAC